Adineta ricciae is the source of this 2277-nucleotide messenger RNA. NCBI's taxonomy places the organism in Eukaryota, Metazoa, Rotifera, Eurotatoria, Adinetida, Adinetidae. The record is from the annotation of a GenBank genome assembly.
AUGGCUACACGUUUUCAAGGAAAAGGUGGUCCGAGUGGACGACUAACACCGUCAAAUCCAACGGCAUCAAACACAAUAACAAAUUCGACAUUGUCGAUACCAUCGUUGAAUGCGUAUGCCAACGUUAAUAGUGAAAGUGAUCAGGCGUAUCUUGAUCGAAUAAAAGCACGAGAAAUAAUCUCGGAUGCUUUAUUACAAGUAACUCGACUAAAACCUGAUAAUCCCAUUGAUUUUCUUUACAAUUACUUUGAAAGCCAAUGUCAAACAGAUCCUUAUGAAAAAACAUUGACUCGUUUGCGUCUUGCCGAUCCAAAACAUCCAUCAUUUCACUCGCUGCUUGUUGAGCUAUAUUCCAAUUUCGAUACAAUCAACGACGAUGGUUUAUUACUCAAAGGCGAUACAUAUAAUAAAUUAUUACAUAAUUUAUGCAAUAAUGAAAUCUGGUCAGGUUUGGAUGAGCAUCGAACAACGUUGAUAUCCUUGUUAAGUCUUCGCUCAAAUGAUGCUGUUAGUUUCACUGUUUUUAAAUACGGCAUUCAAGCAAUUUUACUUGCAAAAGAAUUUCAUAAAACGGCUCAUUCAUUGUACAAUUCGCUAGCUAACCAUGCUGGCAGCAACACAGAUGUCGAUCGAUCUUUAUGUGAUAUUCUCCUACAAAUGCUAAGUAAUUCACUUGAAUUACUGAAUAAAGCACCGGUUGAUACAUUCAGUCUUCACGAAUCAAUCGUCAAAUUGAGCCCACAUCAAGUCAAACACACUUUGGAACAACGGUGGUCUCCGUCACGAGCGUCAACUUCCAAAACUCGAAUGACUUUCGACGAAUUUCAAACUCUAGCUAUGUCUAUUUAUUUAACUACUAUUAAAAAAAUGUCUUCAUUAUCAUAUGCAGAUGAAGCUCCAGUGAAUUAUGAUGAGUAUGACUAUGCAGGAGACGAGAUGAAUGAUGAACAUGUCGAAAUGUACGGGAAUGGUGAUGAAGACAGUGACGAUGAUGAUGAUGAACAACGACAGGAAGUUACUCGAAAUAAUCAUGCGACACGAGAUAAGAGUCAAACGUCAUUGAAUGACGAUGCAAAUUUGAUCGAUUAUGUCGUUGAAGAAGAGAAAGAAAUCGGUGGUACCAAAGGCGAAGAUAGUUAUUUAACCAGUCGAUCAACGACUUAUUCAAGUUUAAUCAGCGACGGCGGUGAAGAAGAAGAAGACGAGGAAGAGGAACAAUCUGUCAUAAAUGAAGUAAUCAACAAGAAGAAAGCGAAAAUUACGGCGAAAGAAGAAGGUCAAAUGAUUCGUGCACGAGCAUUUAUCACUCAACUUGAUCUAAAAGUACAAGAGAAAGAUGAUGCCGUUCAACAAAUUCGUCAAUCAAUUUAUUUGACUAAAGAAAAGAUUACGAAAAUGGAACAGAAUAAAACACAAUUGGAAACAAAUAUUGCGCACGCACAAGACCAACGGAACGUUACAAUCGUCAAUCGACUUUCCAGCGAAUUGAAUCGUGUCGAACAUGAAAUCAUUCUUGAACAUGACGUUUUGAAAGAUCUGCAAGAAAAACUCGGUGUUGCCGAAAUGCAUCGAACUAGAGCGAUUGUUGAACGAGGACGUUACAAUGCUGAAGACAGCCUUCUACGAGAAAAGGAAACGAUUUUAAUCGAUCAGAAACAAUCAUUGGUACAACUACGACAACGGCAAGAAGAUUGGAAAGUUACUCAACUGAAACGAGCACAUCAGUCAACAUUAAACACUCAAAAACAAGCUCUCGAGCAGCAAGCAGCUGCCCAGCGAUUUGCAUUGGAUGAAGCACGUCGUAGUAAAAAAGUUGCGCAUAAAUAUUUACAGCAAACAUUCGAAAAAGUUCGAACAGAAAAACGCAUUGAAGAGGACGCGAGUCGUGCAGAAACUGAAAGAAAAAUCAAAAGUUUGCUCAAUCUUCGCAAUGCUAUCGAACGUAAUAAAGAUGCGAUAACAAUUAAAUUAGCACAAAAACGAGCUCAAGAACGAGAUUCACAGGAUGCUAAAAAGCGUGAACAACAAUCGAUUGAAACCGAAGGACAGAAUGGCUUAUUCUAUAUGCUUCGUAAAGAGAGAAAUGAGAAAUUGGAACAAAUGCAAAAACGUUUCGCUGAUCAACAAGAACAAAAUCGUUUAGUCAUCGUGGACAAAAUUCUCAAAGAAGAAAAUGAGAAAGAGAGAAAACGUAAAUUAUAUCCUGAACUUUAUAAAACUAACACGAAACCAUCGAUGACCAAAGCCAAAGAUAUCUCUUCUCAAGUUAGUCAGUAA